Messenger RNA from Colletotrichum chrysophilum, 1923 nucleotides. RefSeq lists its product as uncharacterized. NCBI's taxonomy places the organism in Eukaryota, Fungi, Ascomycota, Sordariomycetes, Glomerellales, Glomerellaceae. The record is from RefSeq and is a predicted model, not a curated record. The transcript is spliced from 3 exons. Bases 1 to 1923 code for a protein of 640 amino acids. Gene Ontology annotation, biological process: transmembrane transport; metal ion transport. Gene Ontology annotation, cellular component: membrane. Gene Ontology annotation, molecular function: metal ion transmembrane transporter activity.
AUGUCCUCGCAGAGCCCCGAGGAGCUUCUGAAGGCGGUGGAGGCAAGCCAUGAACGAUACCUCCAAAGUCUUCGAAGCCUCCACGAGUAUCUCGCUGGUGCUGUCAGAGAGAGAUCAGACUCGAGAGCCUCAGCGACACUACCAAGCUCACCGCACCUUCGCCCAUCCCAUAGUCCAGUCCAAAGCCCGGUUCAAAGUCCGACGCUCUCUUCAGAGGCAGCCUUCCAGCCAACACCUCGUCGUCCGCGCCGCCCAACUUUCUCCGACUCUGUUGAGAAACAGCCACUAUCUCACACCCGCGAGAAGCAUGUUCCUUCAUCCAUCCACUCUGAGCUCGACGUCGAGUACCUUCCCCUGCUAGACGUCUCCAUCCCACGCGUUGCUUCUGACGGCUCCUUCACUUCGCCCGCACCAAGGCUCAUCGAGAGAGUCUCCUGGGAGGAUGCGCAGCUUCUAAGCCAUCUGAAACGAUUCGACUUCACCGGCGGCGCUGCCAUCGCCCUCACAGGCGUCAUCAAAAGACAGGCUGAAAUCGACCAAAGCACCAAAUUCGACGACUUUGCAGCCUACGAAAGCCAGGGCUACGUCAGCUCAACCUUUGAGCUCUACGAUGUCGACAAGGAAGGCAUCCCCCGCCCCGUCGGGAAACAGCCAGACCGACGCCGGGGGAAUGAGGCGAUCCCCUCAUCCAGCCAGAUCGUCGACGCCCCGACGGUAUGGAACGCCCUCAAAGGCAUCCAUGCAGACGGCAAAGCCGUCGGCCUCGUCACCAUCCUCCAGGAACCCUCGGCCCUCAUGCUCGGCGCCCUCCACAUGACCAUGGCACCCUACUUCGACAUGUCAGAGCUCCUCAACCACCUCAUCACCGACCACGAGAACAACGGCAAGACGACUGCCUACGUCCACCGCGCCUUCGCACGUGACUCGUCGCCGCCUCACCUUCGGCAGCGCAGCUUUUUCUUCGCCUUCAAGUACUACACCGUCGUCGGUGACGGCCUCGAGCCCGCCCCGUGGCAAAAAUACGACAAGCGUCCUGCAGACAAACGCUCCAGGGACCACAUCGACAUUGCAGAAUGCAGCUCCGUCCUCGCCCUCUCCCUGUCCGGCCAACCCCGUCAGUCCGUCAAGCAAACCCGCCGCCGCGAAGGUCCCCAGGAAGGCUUCCUCUUCGACACCUUCGCCCCUUGGCACCUCCUAUCCAUCCAGUCCUUCCCAGACGACGAGCACACCCUCCGCGGCGGCGACGCCGAAGCCCGCAAGACCUUCGUCUCGGGCCCCUACGCCUUCAUGGACGCCCUCGUCACGGAAUACCGCGACGCCACGAAGCGCAGCCUGGCCCUCCACGCCCGCAUCGCAAAGCUCAUCACGCCCCCGACGGACUUCAUGUUCGACGCCCGGCUGCGGGACAAGCUGCUCUUCGAGGACAAGCACUUCACCUACAUCCGGCGCUACUUCUGGGCCUACAACACUCUCGGCGUCGUGAACGAGGGCCUGCGCGCCAUGCUGUCGGCCUAUCGCGACAACUUCCCUGAUGACUUCUGGGACGGCCGGCAUCCGACAUUGUGGCCUCACCCGGCGCCGGAGUCUCCCGAAGGCAGGGCGUAUCGCGACAAGAUGGCCCCACUGCGUCUUGAUCUCGAGCGGGCGUGUCGCGAUCUGGAGGCGGUGCAUGUGAAGAACGCGGCGACGAGGAAGGAGAUUGAGAAUCUGCGCGACCAGCUCUUUAGCGGGAGUUCGAUCAAGGAGUCCCGGCGGGCUAUCGAGCAGGGGGAUAACAUCAAGGUCCUCACUCUGGGGUCCAUGGUGUUUCUGCCCUUGACAUUCGUCACCUCUGUGUUUGGCAUCACAGAGUUCACCAUCUCGCCGCAGGACUGGCGUUUUGCGGUGACGAUGAGACGAGACCUCGAAGAAAGAGGAGGCUGA